CACUUGUCCUUCAUUUCAUAUACAAGUACCAACUACCAAGUAUCAGGUAUUUUCAGAAAUCCAAUUCACCAGUGACUCCUCUCUUCAAUUCACAGUCCAUUUUCCAAAGGCUUCUUCAUCUUCCGGGCAUGGCUCUCAGGCAAGGCAAGUGGAUCAAGCUUGAUCAAGGUGGAACUGGGCCUGGAGCAAGAAGCUCACAUGCCAUAACCCUUGUUGGACAAAAGGCCUAUGCCUUUGGUGGCGAAUUCCAGCCACGUGUCCCGGUGGACAACAAGAUGCACGUGUUCGACCUCAAAGAGCUGACGUGGUCUGCAAUUUCCGGCACCGGCGAUAUCCCACCGCCACGCGUCGGUGUGACGAUGGCAACUAUUGGAAAAACCAUUUAUGUAUUUGGUGGCAGGGACAAUGAGCAUAAGGAGCUCAAUGAGCUUUACUCCUUUGACACAUCUACAAACAAGUGGACCCUAAUUUCCAGUGGGGAUGCAGGCCCCCCUCACCGGAGCUACCACUCGGUGACUACCGACGACCGUCAUGUGUAUAUUUUUGGGGGCUGCGGAGUGGCCGGCCGCCUCAAUGAUCUAUGGGCUUACGACGUUGUUGAUCAAAAGUGGAUCCAAUACCCAACACCGGGGGACAAUUUGAAGGGAAGAGGUGGGCCUGGACUCCUAGUGUCCCAAGGAAAGAUAUGGGUUGUGUAUGGCUUUGCUGGAGAGGAAGCAGAUGAUGUACACACAUUUGAUCUAGCCCAUAAAGAGUGGACCCAAGUUGAGACAGGUGGGGAGAAACCAACCGCCCGAAGCGUAUUUUCUACUGUUGCAAUUGGGAAAUACAUAAUUGUAUACGGUGGAGAAGUUGACCCCAGUGAUCUAGGUCACAUGGGUGCUGGAAAGUUUACCGCUCAAGCUUAUGCACUGGACACAGAGACAUUGCUGUGGAAGCAAUUGGAUGAUGGAUUGGAGUCGAGCCAUCAUCCUGGACCUCGCGGUUGGUGUGCAUUUACGUGUGGGGAAAGAGAUGGCCGAGUGGGACUUUUGGUCUAUGGUGGGAAUUCGCCGAGUAAUGAUCGGCUUGAUGACAUUUUCUUUUUCACUCCUUAUUUCGAAGCAGAUGAAAAGCAAUUAGCUUAAUUAUAGUUUCAUAUAAAGCGAGUGAAGGUGUUUGUGUCCACUAUAUGUCUCAAAAAACAAGACGAGAUUAUGGGUUAUGCAUGUGUGAAAAUAAGACCCAGUAACCUUUGUCUGAUGUCAGGAACGAGGUUGUAUUCAUAAUUUAGUAAAUUAUGGAUUUUGUAAACUGUUGUAAUAGUUCGAUCAUUUCAUCUUUUGUUGAUCUA
This is a messenger RNA of Rosa chinensis, 1333 nucleotides long. RefSeq names its product nitrile-specifier protein 5. Gene Ontology annotation, cellular component: cytosol; nucleus. The transcript has 2 exons. Gene Ontology annotation, biological process: nitrile biosynthetic process. The coding region runs from base 129 to 1127 and encodes 332 amino acids. Gene Ontology annotation, molecular function: enzyme regulator activity; protein binding. NCBI's taxonomy places the organism in Eukaryota, Viridiplantae, Streptophyta, Magnoliopsida, Rosales, Rosaceae. The record is from RefSeq and is a predicted model, not a curated record.